CCCCGCCCUGCCGGCCCUGCUGCGCGAGCCGCGUCGCCCUCGCCCUCUUCUCCCCGCCCCGCAGGCCCCGGGGACCAGGAGCGCUGGGUAUCUGGCGCCCGUGCGAGAUGACGCACAUGCGCGCGAAGACGUGGGGACGCAGGCGGGCCGUAGAGAGCGUUCAGCUGCCUAUAUAUCUUUCCCGAUUCCUAAAACCUGAUCACAUUUUCCCAAUACUGGGUUGAUAACCUAACCAUGCAGCGGAGAUCAAGGGGAAUUAACACUGGACUGAUUCUGCUACUCUCUCAAAUCUUCCAUGUUGGGAUCACCAAUAUUCCACCCGUCACCCUAGCAACUUUGGUUCUCAACAUCUGGUUCUUUUUGAAUCCUCUGAAACCGCUGUUUGAGUCCUGCCUUAGCGUGGAGAAGUGUUACCAGCAAAAAGACUGGCAGCGCUUACUGCUUUCUCCCUUUCACCAUGCAGACGACUGGCAUUUGUAUUUCAACAUGGCAUCCAUGCUGUGGAAAGGAAUAAAUCUAGAAAGAAGACUUGGAAGUAGAUGGUUUGCCUACGUCAUCGUCACAUUCUCCCUACUCACUGGAGUUGUGUACCUGUUCUUAGAAUUUGCUCUUGCAGAAUUCAUGGAUGAACCUGGCUUCAGAAGGAACUGUGCUGUAGGUUUCUCAGGAGUUUUGUUUGCUUUGAAAGUUCUUAACAACCAUUAUUGCCCUGGAGGCUUUGCCAACAUUUUGGGCUUUCCUGUACCCAACAGAUUUGCUUGUUGGGCAGAACUUGUGGCUAUUCAUUUCAUCUCACCAGGGACUUCCUUCGCUGGGCAUCUGGCCGGGAUUCUUGUUGGACUAAUGUACACUCACGGGCCUCUGAAGAAAAUCAUGAAAAAAUGUGCAGGCAUUUUUUCCUUCAAUAUGCAUUAUUACGGACAUCAGGACCACUUUAAUAGUUCAGGCUACUCCAGGUAUCAAGAUUAUUACCCAUAUGGCCAGCCAGGUUACUCUGAAGACAUACCCAGGAACUAUGAUGCAUACACAGCAGGACUGAGUGAGGAGGAACAGCUAGAGAGAGCAUUAAGAGCCAGCCUCUGGGACCGAGGCCCCAUUCUGUUGAAGGCAUCAGGUUGCUGCAGAAAAAUUCAGACACCUCUACGUCAUGCAUUCAUGCUCCCAACCUCUGCGGGCUCCUGAUGGGCAGUCAGAGUGAUGGGGGAGACUGAGAAGAGCCCAGUGAGAUCCUGUCUCCCCUUUUCCUUUUUGCUUAUCUCUUUUCCUUCUCCUCUCUAUUCUGAACCUUCCAAGCUAAAGUUAUCCAUACCCUGCAGACAAGAAGGCCUGCUGCUCCUGUCAUCAGUAGCUAGCUCCCCUGCCUACUGUAGUGAUUUCCUUCUUAAGGUCCCAGGACACACUGGAUUCCUAGUUUGUGGCUGCUUUAGCACACAGGUUAGGAACCAUGGCACCAGGCAGUUCCAUUUUACCUGACAGUAUGUAUAUGAAAUGUAAAGUUUCGUACAUUUUAUGGAGAGUGGUCCUUUCCUAUCUGUUCCGCUUCAUCUGAGUGAAAGGUUGUGUGGUAGUUGGAACGCAGAGGUUUGGGUCACCAGGGAGAGGAGAAGUAUGGCGUGCUUUCUGUGGAAGAGCAUUUUUGGGGGCGCCUGGGUGGCUCAGUUGGUUAAGCGACUGCCUUCGGCUCAGGUCAUGAUCCUGGAGUCCCGGGAUCGAGUCCCGCAUCGGGCUCCCUGCUCGGCGGGGGGUCUGCUUCCCCCUCUGCCCUCUUCCCUCUCGUGCUCUCUGUCUCUCAUUCUCUCUCUCUCAAAUAAAUAAAUAAAAAUCUUAAAAAAAAAAAAGAGCAUUUUUGUAUUGCAAAAUACAGUUUUGUGUUACCAGAAAACAGUAUGGGCUGACUCUUGAAUCACUGCAUUUAGAAUUCUUUACAAAUCAACCUAAACCACCCAAAGCCCAGUAGUUUUUAAUUUUCAGCUCAGUGAGACUAAAAAGAAACAGUUUGCUUUUGGCUACAGUGAUGCUGAAAGAAAACAAAAUGCAGCUAGUCCUUCGACAUUAAGGGAGAUAAAGUGUUUAAUAAGUGUCUUCUAGAAGAAGUGACAUCUGUAUAGAACACCUGCUGUCUUCAUUACAACUUUAAAUAAGCUGCGUCUCUGGGGGUUCGCAGGGCCCUUCUUUUGGCACACGCUGCGGUGACAAAGAUAAAUUCUAAACCCCCAGUAAUUUGCUGUUGUGUAGAGGAUGCUUUUUGGUGAGACAGUUGGGGGUGCAGAGGGGACUAAGCCCCUGACUUAGAUAACUCAGGCCAGCAAGGCCCAUUUUGAGCAUAAUUUUGACACGAUGACGGUUGUCAAGUUACAACAUUUCCUAGCCCUUGGUAGCCCUGAUGAUUUGCUAAUUAUCAUGUUAAUGUUUUCCGUAUCACAGAAACAUGUAGACCAUUCUUCUUGGUAUGUGGGCAUCUGUUCAGUGGAAUUCUGGAUUUCUUUGUAUGCUGUGAGGAAGGGACCUGAGGUGUGCCUACACUGAUGGCAUGUUUCUGCUCUGAUUUUACUCAUUAUGGUCCCCUGCAUAUAGGGACGGGUGGGUGGAUGUGAAAGAGCUUCACGGGAGAGCCUUUCUCCGGAGGAGAUUACAUUUUGGCAGAUUACAAUCGAACCAAAAAUGAUUUCCAUCAGCAAAGGUUGUGAAAAACCAUGUGGCCCCGGAAAAAUAGCAUUUAACCAGCAAUGUGGUUCAUCUUAUUAGCCCGAGGAGAAAAUAACUCCCCACCAAAUUCUACUCGAUUAUAGAUAAGAUUGUUUAAAGCCCAAAUCAAAAACAUCUGCUGUUUUUUUAGCUGCAUGAAACUAAAGCUUUGUCCCCCAAAGCAGCAGCUGUUUGUACAGAUGCUGUGUACCCUGUGUCUCUUAGACCUUGACACCGUGCGAGGGGGACAUCUUCAGAGUUAAUGAGCAAUUAGGACAUUCUUUCCUGUCAAUUACCUGGCCGAAUAAUGAGAUCAAAUGAGCGCUGUCCGUAAAAUCACCCAGACUUGUAUUUUCUAAAAAGCAUGCCUUGCUCUGCUCUUUGCAGUUCCAUGAACAGAGAAACAACUCCUUAAUGUGAAAAUAACUUAAAAAUUGCACCUACAGCAAACAGAAGACAGAGUCAUACAGAGAGGACGCCAUUCACUCGAGACUCAGAAUUCAGGGAUCUUCCUCCGGAGUAGUGACGUCAUAACAUCUGCCGUCACCUUACGUGUCAUAAAGUUCAGCAGAUGGAACACGUGGGUAGUGAGCAUCCUUUCUCAUAUGAAUGGCUGUAUCGUAUCUAAGUUGGGGGUGAUCUGGGUUAUGGACCCUAAGUUUCAAUUAGUGGGUUCCAGACCAUGGCCCAUCUAAGGAUUAUGGUUGUUCCCCUGAAAGUGAUGAGUCAUGAAGGGUUUGAACCAAGAGGGGAACAGAGAAAAUGGAUGAAGACCCCGAGCUGAGAGGAUGGCCCAUUGGAAAAACCAAGUUGUCUGGGCCUGCAAGAUAUUUUUCACGUGGAGCCCCCAAGUGGCGAGCUAGGUGGGAAUCCACUUGUGAAAGGUCCUGUACGUGGUGUUUAAGGGUUUUGUAGCUGGCCCUGGGGAUGGUGGAAGCCAGGGAGAGUUUUAAGUAGGGGAGCAAUAAGAGCAAAUACGGAUUUGAAGGUCACUGUGCUGUGUGUGAGGAUCGGGUUGCAGGGGGAGAGACGGAGUUUAAGUGAGUCCUGGCAUACCAGGCACCAUUGUAAGUGACCUGCAUCUGUGUGUAUACGUGCGUGUGCGUGUGCACGUGUUGAUCCAACAACAAUGAGGUGAGUUUUACUAUUUACCGAUUCCAGAAAAGACGAAACCAAACGGAUGCUGACUGAGGUCACACAACUAGUAGGCGGUAGAUGUGAGCCCAAACAGUCUUGGCUCCAGAGUCUCUGGACUCAGUCACUGUUACUUUCCCUCUCGUACUGUAUUGGUAGGGUUUUAAUUUUAAUUAAUAAUAAUAGUACUAGUAUUCUAUGAAAUGCUACUAGUACUUUACUAGCUUAGUGAAUUCUUUUUUUGUAUUCAUACUCAUUCCUAUUGGAAUGAAAUUUUAGAAAUUUUAGUGAAUCAGAGCUGUGUAAAUUAUUCAUCAAAAAGUUUCAGAUUAAGUUUUCCAAAGAGAGGUUAAUGUAUGUCUUCUUGGCCCACUUUAAGCUUUGUAUGGGAAUGUGUGUGGCAGAUUUCAUGGUUGAGUCUUUUCAGGGCCUGCAGUGGAUACAUGUGAGAGUCCAGGGGAUAUGAAAUCCCAAAAUGUUUUCCAACCCACAGGUAACAUCAGCUAACUGUAGAUGGAAUCUCCCAAUUCAGUGGAAAGACAGGAAAGGCAAUAUUAAGAAUAAAGGAGAGUGGACUUUUCUGAAAGAUACAGCUCACCGUCAGCAAGGAGAACUGAAUAUAUUCCUAACUGUGGUGACCUCACUUGGUUUCUGAAAACAGAAUAACCAUUGUUGUCCCGUGUGUUUCCGUAAGUGAAUGGUGACCGUGGGUGCAUCCAAGGACUGUAAUUCAAGAAAGACCAAACAUACAGUUGACUAGUAUUUAAGUAACUAGAGGAGAUGGUUUAGAGAUUUUGGUGGUGCUUAGCUGCCCUUCUGUUAGAAUCACAUUGGGACCUUUUUAAAAUUACGAGUCGGGAUCCACAGCUGGUGGGGUUGGCCUGAGGGAGUGUGCACAGAGAUUCUUUGUAAUCUUGCCCAGUCUUCAGGUGGAGAGAUCCUUGAAGACCAAGGUGAGAGGUUCCCAUUAAUCUCUGCAUCGCUCCUUAAGGAGCUCUAACAGAAGGCAGUGAGCGCUUUCGUUUUUUUAAGUUGGAGGUACAGAUAAUACCACCCAUUUCAAUAGUACCUAGAUUUCUAAAUUCUUUAUAUAUACUUUUUAGAAUGUAUGGAAAACGCAUAUUGUGCCACAUAGGGGCGAGAUAGCUCCCCUUGUUCCCCCAAAAUGAAGAUGAAGACCACAUUUCCUGCCUUCAGAGAACUUGGUCAAGAGGGAGAAAGAGGAAGGGUGUAUGGAGGGAGGGAAGUACUAAGGCAUCAGCAAAAAUAGCUCUUAUUUAGGUGAAACCAUUGUUAGUAAAAGAGAAGGGGGAAGGCUGGUUGGGAAUGUUUAGGGAUGUGAAGGAUGGAAGAAAGGGUGGUACAUGGUUUCUUGACAUGUCUCCAUGACAAAAAAAAACGAAAAAACAAAACAAAAAAACAAAUACUAAGCCCGUCUUAUAUCACAUACCAAUUCUUAUUGGAAAUCUUGCAAUUAAGAAAUUAUAACAUGUUUGGUUUUUGUUUAUUUUAUUCUCCAGACUUAAAUAUUACUGAACAAUGCAGUGGAUUUUAGUGAUUAUUGCUCGUAGUCCUUCUUUGUAUUAUUAUUUUGCCUUUUAACAUGUUUAUUCUUAGAGGAAUGAAAUUUACAGGCCUUUUCAUGGUUAGGGAAGUUGCAGUUCACGAGAUCACCAAUUAGAGAUGAUUCUAACCUGACGGGUCUGCUGUGCCAUUUAAAGAGUUCAGCUAACACUCCCAGCAACUGCAGAACUGUUCGUCUGUGGGCCCCGUGGCAGUGGUUUGGCCUUAUGAGAAUCACCCAGAGUUCUUGUUAACAUAGUGAUUCCUGGGAUUCUAAGUCUGUAAGUGCGUUAGGAAUGGCCUGGUCCUAACCACCUUGGCAAUGUGUACCCUGGGGAAAAAGGUUGUUAUUGGCUAGAGCUUCAUGGCUUAUCUAUCCUGGGGCUUGUCCUGGAAUCCACAUCAUUACACUCCCCUCUUAGAGCUGUUUCUACUCUAUCAUGCAAGUUCAUUUUUAAGCAUAAUGUGCAAUCAAAAAAAAAAAAAGAGUUCUUUGAUGUGCAAUAAUGCACAUUCUAACCAUUACUAAAGAUUCUCCACUACCUUAGAGGAUUGUCAGGAGGAUCCUUUGGUGUCUGUCUUGCUUCAAAAGCAAUUAGUGAGCAACUAGAGUAGAGGUGGGAAGAUAUAUCCUUAAAAUAAGUUUUAACAGGUUCCAGUGGUUAGUGUGGAUCAGCUUCCUUUUUAAUAUCUUUAGGAACUUCUGUGGAUUUUCUGUUAUCUUGCAUUUAACAAAUAACCUUGUGAAAUGAUCCAGAACAUUCUCCAACUAGAUGUUCUCUUCAUAUAGUAUUUUGAUGCUAUAAACUUUUGACCCGAUUGGUUUUAAGGUAUUGCACGAUGUUUAGACAAGAUUAGGUGUCAAACUUACCACAUUUUAUUAGUUGUCUAGUUUUAUAUGUUUUAUUUAUUUAUUUUUUUAGUUUUAUAUGUUUUAUACAGAAAUAGAUUUUCAAUUGAAAUCAAUUGUAGUACCGACAUCUUGCGAUAUUCGGAAAUAGAAAACCUUUGGACUAGGAGAGAUCUUAGCAGAUAGAUGCCCUCUUCAGUCAUUUCUGGACCACUCCCUGCAGCACUGGUGAGAUAGGCCAUCUUACACUGUCAGAAAUAGGAGUCCCUGGAA
Messenger RNA from Mirounga angustirostris (Northern elephant seal), 6505 nucleotides. RefSeq names its product rhomboid domain containing 1 (gene RHBDD1). Bases 235 to 1182 code for a protein of 315 amino acids. Lineage: Eukaryota; Metazoa; Chordata; Mammalia; Carnivora; Phocidae. The transcript is spliced from 7 exons. Gene Ontology annotation, cellular component: membrane; endoplasmic reticulum. Gene Ontology annotation, molecular function: serine-type endopeptidase activity. The record is from RefSeq and is a predicted model, not a curated record. Gene Ontology annotation, biological process: negative regulation of apoptotic process; cellular response to unfolded protein.